Loxodonta africana (African savanna elephant) is the source of this 2767-nucleotide messenger RNA. It is a transcript of the gene CIAO2A, whose product is annotated as cytosolic iron-sulfur assembly component 2A. The transcript is spliced from 5 exons. The record is from RefSeq and is a predicted model, not a curated record. NCBI's taxonomy places the organism in Eukaryota, Metazoa, Chordata, Mammalia, Proboscidea, Elephantidae. The coding region runs from base 1894 to 2298 and encodes 134 amino acids.
GAAAAGAGGGAGCCGGGGCCACUCCGGUCCCUACGGCCCUUUGCGCUCCGGAUAGCUUUAGCUUCCUAGGGAGAUUUCGUUUGAAUAAAGGAGUCUGAGUCCUGGUGGCGUGGUGGUGAAGAGCUCGGCUGCUAACGAAAAGGUCGGCAGUUCCAAUCUACCAGCCGCUCCUUGGAAAUCCUCUGGGACGGUUCUUCUCUGUCGCUAUGAGUCCGCAUCGACGGCAACGGGUUAGGGGUGGCUAAAAAUGUUUGAUAAACCUCUACAUGCCACUUACUGAGCAGAUAAACCCUCAGAUUCCAUAAAUAUUUCUGGUUGAGGUCUCUACACAGACUGCACAAAGUAUCGGCAUUUAUUCUUUGGACAACAUUCAGUUGAUGCAUUCAGGAAAUACCUACUGAGCAUCUACUGUGUGCCUGGCACCCCGCUAUGUCCUUGAGAUACAUAAAUAAGCUCCUCGCCCAUUAAGCGUUUACAAUUUAAUGAUGGAGACAGGCAUGUAAAUAAACAAUUUAACAUGUUCAAUAGUAUGAUGUGGUUUGGGAGAACACUGGAAAAGAUCCCCAGUUCUGGUGGGAGAAGUCAGGAAGCUUCACAGAAGAGAUGAAGCUCACAGGUCCUAAAUUUGGUUGGAAGUUAGGAUUAUCUUCUCAAUUGCUGUGGAGUGCACACGGAGUGGAAUAGAUAGCAGGGAAAUUAUUAAUCUCGGAACAAAAUUUUCCUGGAACUUAAACUAUUUACUGAUUGUCUGGUGAGCCUACAGUCUGAAUCAGUUAAACAAGUAAGACUGGAGUUUAAAAGUAAAUGGGAUAUGUAAUCAUGGAAUAACUCUGCAAACUAAUCCUGACUUUCUUCUCAAAAGAGACGAAGCUUGCAAUCAACUCUGACAAAAUGGUUUGGUUUGUUUCCAAUUGCAAACUCCUUCACAUCAGCGGUUGGCUCUCUCACCAGGUCUGUUCAGUCACUUGAAGGUAGGGCUAUCUUUGUAUUCUCGGCAUCCACAGGCCGUGCAGGGGAAAUUAAGUACCCAAUAAAUGUUUGAGAUUUGAAAGAAGAGAUGGAUAAAACGUCUAACAUUAUCAACCUGGUUACUGGCAUCCAUCACGGACAUGAAUACCAAAGGGCUUAAAACAUUCUUUUUAGCAUGGUGAUCUCCAAUCAUUUUCAACCAUCUCUUCCAGGGAAAGUUCUCCCGUUCUAAGUUGUCUUUGAAGGCACUUGGCAGAAAAACUCAGUCCAACGGGAGUUGUGCUGUACUGAGGCCCUAUGAGGCGAGAAAACCCAAAAACACUCCCCCGUCAAAGCCUAACCAGUCUGACUAGGUUCCCAAGACCUCCUGUUUCACAGCAACGGAAACUCACUUCCGGCACGACCAGGAAGUAAACGUUUCGUCUGAGAGUGGCUCCCUCGGAGAACUAACAGUCUCUCUGUACAUGCUUCUCCAGCACUAGAAACCAAAACCUUCUCUUCUCCUACCUCUUCAGGAUUCAUCCUUAGCUUAUCUCGAGAGCUGAAUGAAGCAAUCAGUGGCGGAUAACCGACGGUUACACUCCCCCUCUUCCCGGCGGAAACUACAAGUCCCAGAAUACAGCUCUCGCUCUUCCGAAGAAAACGACCCAUACGUCCCAGCAGGCAAUGCGCCUCACGGGCGACGAGUUUUUUUUUUUUUUGUUCCGCGGAAACUGAGCAAGGCAUGCUGGGGCUUGCAGUGCUUGCGGCGCCCUUCCUUAGGUCUUCCGCGCUACUCCGUCCGGUCCUGCCUAUUAUCUGUUCCCUGGACCCUUUAGGCUUUUCUUGGCCCGUUUGAAGAUCAGAAAGUUUUAAGUUCGGAGACCGGCUGCUGAAAGACGGUGGCUCGGGUGGGACGGUCGCCAGGGAUGGCGGAGCGUGAGGAUGGAGCGGUUGUCCGGGCUGCUCUCCUGGACGCUGAGCAGAGUCCUGUGGCUCUCGGGUCUCUCUGAGCGGGGAGCUGCACGGCAGUCCCAGAUCAUGGAAGAGAAAGCGCUAGAGGUUUAUGGUAGAGGUCACACAGAAUCGGAAUCAACUCGACGGCAGUGGUGGUUUAGAGGUCACACAGAGGAUUUGAUUCGAAAUAUCCGAGACCCAGAGAAGCCCAAUACUUUAGAAGAACUGGAGGUGGUAACGGAAAGUUGUGUGGAGGUUCAGGAGAUAAAUGAAGACGACUAUCUGGUUAUUAUCAGGUUCACGCCAACAGUACCUCAUUGCUCCUUAGCAACUCUUAUUGGGCUGUGCUUAAGAGUAAAACUUCAGCGAUGUUUACCAUUUAAACAUAAGUAAACAAGCAGAUAAACGAUAAAGAACGAGUGGCAGCUGCAAUGGAGAACCCCAACCUCCGGGAAAUCGUGGAACAGUGCGUCCUUGAACCUGAUUAAUAGCUGUUUUAAGAGACAUUGAACUGUAAUUAUUUGAUAUAUUUGUUUAAACUCUUUGUAAAAUGUAAAAGACUCAUGUUUAAUACGUAGGUGAUUUGUACCUCAGAAGAUUUUUUUUAAAGAAUUAUUUCCAAGCAAGAUUUAAUUGUAAGAUAGUACCUAGUUUGUUCAGGGAUAACCUUCUCAGGAUUCGUAACACUUAAGUGAUCAGACAGAAAUAUUUUCUAGUUAUUAUGUUUAAGAUGAGUUACUAUUUUUCUGAUGCUUGUUCUAUACAACUACUUUUCAUGUCAAAUGUCUACUGUGCCCAGAUGUGUUCAGUUGAAAUCAUUAUUCUGUAAAAUAUGAAUAAACCGAGAUGAUUCUUGUAGUGA